UGCACUUUAAUUGGUUGAAGUGGGUGGAAGUUGUAAUGAUCGAUAUGGACAUCUUUUUCUGUAUUAUUGAGAAUGGAGAUGCUUGGUGUGGGUUGACAUAUGAAAGUAACACAAGAGAGGAAAACCUAAUGGAAUUUCAAUGGAUGGCGUGGGUUGCCUCAGAUCUGGGGAACUUCUGUUCCCAUUCUUGUACUGAUUGGGCGGUUUUUUAACUGUUUCGCUUAUUGUUGUUGUUGUUAUCAUUAUGUUUUUGUUGUUGUUUGCUUGUUCAACGACCCCAUUCCCUCGUCUUUAUGCUUAGGCUACACACACAGAGAGAGAGAGAGAGAGAGAGAAGGCACUGACUUUUCCAUUAUUUUGAUAUGGUUCUUGAAUCAUCGAUUGCCUGAUUUUCCAGGGGACCGAAGGGUUUGGUGAGAAGGUAGAAAUAGAAGAUUUUAGUACAUCAGAUAGUACCCCUUUUGGCUGGUAUUGAUUGAACAAGCAGGUCCAAAAUCAGGCGUCUUGGUGUUUUAUGUCGGAUUGAACGCGUGAGGAACAGAGGCCUAAGGAAAUAGGGUAUAAAAUUAGUUAGAGGCUGGCAGUUUUCCAUAUUCUAGUGGGCGAGGGGGAUAAGGCUGUUUCUACAAGGCAAAGUAAAUAUAUGGAGGAAAUAUCUUCGGCGGUUGCAGUGCCAUUCACUCUUGGGAAUUUGAUCCCUAAGGACUCAUCAGUGACAAAACACAUGGAUAUUGCUGGAUUAAAAUUUAUGGCAAGUACAGCAACACUGAUAUUAAAUCCUGCAAUGGAGAGCUUUGGAUCUGUUGGAAGUGAUGAAAAUUCGACAGAUGCUAGUCCACAACAUCAGAUUACAGUAUCUGCAGGGGAAAAAGAGAAUCAGGCUGGUGCUUCGCAUGUGCCAGAAAUGUUCAUUAAAUGUAACCGUAAUUGGACCUCAAAUGAAACCCAUAAUCAGGGAGGGAGGGAAGAUGAACACGGGUUAGGGGUUGAUUUUCGAUGUCUGCAUGAUUCAAGGUCUCAGUCUAUGGCCUGUGAGAAUUGCGGUAUCCUUGGGGAGAAAUCUUCAACUUCAGAGAUUGAUAUACCUAAUGCCAUGGAGGUUGAAGAUAAUGCCCAUGGUAUGUACAGUUUGAACGAUUCAUAUACUGUGCAGGAGCCGGUGCAAGACAUUGUUUCUGUUCGAACAGAUCCUGAGAGUGAAGAUGGCAGUGGGUCGGAUGGGUCUGAUCCAAAACUAAUUGCCCCACCUCUUGAGAUGCCAACGGAGGAAAAAGUGUGCAGAGCAAGCUUCCAGAAGACUCUGGAUUUGAAUAGUGGACCUCUUUGGGGCUUUUCAUCUAUUUGUGGAAGGAGACAGGAGAUGGAGGAUGCUAUUGCUGCAAAUCUUCACCUUUUGCAAGUUCCUUCCCAUAUGCUAAUGGACAACACUGGGCAUGAAAACACUGAAAACUCAGUUGCCCACUUUUUUGCUGUCUAUGAUGGACAUGGUGGCUGUCAGGUUGCUAAUUAUUGCCGGGAGCGUCUUCAUUCAGUGCUUGUUGAGGAGUUACAAGAUGCAGACUCGAGUUUGGAUGGAAUUAGUUGGACGGACCAUUGGAAGAAAGCAUUUUCCAAUUGUUUCCGGAAAGUUGAUGACGAAGUUGGAGGAAUUCAUGCUGAGAACAAUGAAAUCAAUAAUGAUGGAUCAGAAUCUAGCAUGGAACCACUUGCUCCUGAAACUGUUGGUUCUACUGCAGUGGUUGUCAUUUUAUGCCAAAACCACUUAAUAAUUGCAAAUUGUGGGGAUUCAAGAGCAGUCUUGUGUCGUGGAAAAGAAGCGCUGCCAUUAUCUUCUGAUCACAAACCAAAUAGAGAGGAUGAGUGGGCCAGGAUAGAAGCUGCGGGAGGAAGGAUCAUACAAUGGAAUGGAUACCGGGUGCUCGGCGUCUUGGCAGUGUCAAGAUCCAUAGGUGAUAGGUACUUAAAGCCAUGGAUAAUACCUACACCAGAAGUGAAGUUCGUCCGUAGGGAGAAAAAGGAUGAGUGCCUAAUUCUGGCAAGUGAUGGUUUAUGGGAUGUCAUGACAAAUGAAGAAGCCUGCGAGAUUGCACGAAAACGAAUCCUUCUUUGGCACAAGAAACAUGGCAAUGGCGGAUCGACAGGGCCAGGAGAGGGAGUUGAUCCUGCAGCACAGUCUGCUGCAGAGUACUUAUCUGGAGUUGCUCUCCAAAGAGGAAGCAAAGAUAACAUUUCUGUUAUAGUGAUAGACUUGAAGGGUAGAAGGAAAUUUAAGACCAAGGCAUGACAUAAGUACCGUCAAUCACCUGGACUUUCAUUUCAUAGAUAUAGGAGUAUCUUGCAAAUAUAUUUCUUUCUUACCACAGUUAUGUAGCCCGUCGGUUUUUUCCAUCACGUCUGGGCUUAGCCAUCUUAUCCUGUUUUUAAGUAUAUACCAGAAUCUGCAGGGGAUGAGGUUAGGUUCGUUUGGUUCUUGUUAUCACUGUGAUAGCUUUCCACAUUAGAAAGCUAACUUGAUUCUAGAGAGGAAAUAUUUUUUAGUCCAUGUUUACGUGUGUGGACCGUACAAUUGAUCAAAGCCACAUGGCUCUGCU
This is a messenger RNA of Neltuma alba, 2591 nucleotides long. RefSeq names its product protein phosphatase 2C 53. Lineage: Eukaryota; Viridiplantae; Streptophyta; Magnoliopsida; Fabales; Fabaceae. The transcript is spliced from 5 exons. Gene Ontology annotation, biological process: protein dephosphorylation. Gene Ontology annotation, molecular function: cation binding; protein serine/threonine phosphatase activity. Bases 644 to 2284 code for a protein of 546 amino acids. The record is from RefSeq and is a predicted model, not a curated record.